Mesitornis unicolor (brown roatelo) is the source of this 2722-nucleotide messenger RNA. Its product is annotated as receptor-type tyrosine-protein phosphatase delta. The annotation marks the transcript as partial. Gene Ontology annotation, cellular component: axon; plasma membrane. The record is from RefSeq and is a predicted model, not a curated record. Gene Ontology annotation, molecular function: protein binding. NCBI's taxonomy places the organism in Eukaryota, Metazoa, Chordata, Aves, Mesitornithiformes, Mesitornithidae. Gene Ontology annotation, biological process: axon guidance; cell-cell adhesion. The transcript has 11 exons.
UUCGACGAGUCCCACCGAGGUUCUCUAUUCCCCCCACCAAUCAUGAGAUCAUGCCUGGCGGGAGCGUAAAUAUCACGUGUGUUGCGGUGGGGUCACCAAUGCCUUAUGUGAAAUGGAUGCUAGGAGCAGAAGAUUUGACACCUGAGGAUGAUAUGCCAAUAGGGAGGAACGUCCUUGAGCUUAAUGAUGUCAGGCAGUCUGCAAACUAUACUUGUGUUGCUAUGUCUACCCUUGGUGUGAUAGAAGCAAUAGCUCAGAUAACUGUCAAAGCCUUACCCAAGCCUCCUGGAAUACCUGUGGUGACAGAAAGCACAGCGACAAGUAUAACAUUGACUUGGGAUUCUGGAAACCCUGAGCCAGUUUCUUACUACAUAAUUCGACACAAACCCAAAAACUCUGAGGAGCAAUAUAAGGAAAUUGAUGGGGUAGCCACAACACGCUAUAGUGUCGCUGGCCUAAGCCCAUAUUCAGAGUAUGAAUUUCGGGUGGUUGCUGUAAAUAACAUCGGCAGAGGACCACCCAGUGAGCCUGUGUCAACAAGGACUUCAGAGCAAGCCCCUUCAAGUGCACCACGCAAUGUACAGGCCCGUAUGUUGAGCUCUACCACCAUUUUGGUACAGUGGGAAGAACCUGAGGAACCUAAUGGACAGAUACAAGGUUACAGAGUUUAUUACACCAUGGACCCCACUCAACAUGUCAACAGUUGGAUGAAGCACAAUGUGGCUGACAGCCAUAUUACCACUAUUGGAAAUCUGAUACCCCAGAAAACAUACUCUGUGAAGGUUCUUGCUUUUACUUCUGUUGGGGAUGGACCACUUUCUAGUGACAUUCAAGUCAUCACUCAAACAGGAGUGCCUGGUCAGCCACUGAACUUCAAAGCAGAACCUGAGUCUGAAACGAGCAUAUUACUUUCCUGGACACCUCCACGCUCUGAUACCAUUUCCAGCUAUGAACUGGUUUACAAAGAUGGAGAGCAUGGGGAGGAGCAAUGGGUUUCCACUGAACCUACUACAUCUUAUCGCCUGCAAGGCUUAAGGCCAAACAGCUUGUACUUAUUUCGUCUAGCUGCUCGUUCUCCUCAAGGCCUGGGUGCUUCAACAGCAGAAAUCUCAGCGAGAACCAUGCAGUCAAAGCCAUCAGCUCCUCCUCAAGACAUUAGUUGCACAAGCCCCAGCUCCACUAGCAUUUUGGUAAGUUGGAAACCUCCACCAGUGGAAAAACAGAAUGGCAUUAUCACUGAAUACUCCAUCAAGUACAUUGGGAUUGAUGGAGAAGAUGUCACACCCCAUGAAAUUUUGGGAAUUUCCUCGGACAGUACCCAAUACCUUUUGGAACAGCUGGAAAAAUGGACUGAGUACCGGAUCUCUGUGACUGCCCACACUGAUGUUGGACCUGGCCCAGAAAGCUUAGCAGUAUUGAUUCGGACAGAUGAAGAUGUUCCUAGUGGUCCUCCUCGCAAAGUCGAGGUAGAGGCUGUCAACUCUACUGCUGUUAAAGUUUCAUGGCGCUCGCCUGUACCCAAUAAGCAGCAUGGUCAGAUCCGAGGAUACCAGGUCCACUAUGUGAGGAUGGAAAAUGGAGAGCCAAAGGGUCAGCCCAUGCUCAAGGACAUCAUGCUGGCUGAUGCACAGUGGGAAUAUGAUGAUACUACUGAACAUGAAAUGAUAAUUUCUGGGCUGCAGCCUGAAACGACAUACUCCUUCACUGUGACAGCCUAUACAACAAAAGGUGAUGGAGCACGCAGCAAGCCCAAACUCGUAUCUACUACUGGUGCAGUUCCAGGCAAACCUCGGCUUGUGAUUAGCCACACACAGAUGAACACGGCUCUAAUUCAGUGGCACCCUCCCGUGGACACCUUUGGCCCGCUGCAGGGUUAUCGCCUGAAAUUCGGUCGCAAAGACAUGGAUACAUUUACAACCAUGGAGUUCUCAGAGAAGGAAGAUCACUUCACAGCCACAGACAUUCACAAAGGAGCUUCUUACGUCUUCAGGCUCUCAGCUAGAAAUAAAGUGGGCUUUGGGGAGGAGAUGGUUAAAGAGAUUUCUGUUCCUGAAGAGGUGCCCAGUGGAUUUCCCCAACAUCUCCACUCAGAAAGCUCUACUUCUACAUCAGUUCAAUUAACCUGGCAGAUGCCACUCUUGGCAGAAAGAAAUGGCAUUAUCACCAAAUAUACCAUCUUGUACCGAGAUAUCAAUGUUGCUUACCAGCCAGUUGAACUCUUAGUUGUUCCUGCAGAUACUUCUAUGACACUUUCUGGCUUAAAACCAGAUACCACAUAUGAUGUAAAAGUACGUGCCCACACAAGCAAAGGGCCUGGUCCAUAUAGUCCAAGUGUCCAGUUCAGGACACUACCCGUGGAUCAAGUGUUUGCAAAAAAUUUUCAUGUUAAAGCAGUAAUGAAGACUUCUGUUUUGCUGUCCUGGGAAAUUCCAGAAAAUUACAAUUCAGCCUUGCCUUUCAAGAUCCUUUAUGAUGAUGGGAAAAUGGUGGUGGAGGUGGAUGGACGUGCUACUCAAAAGCUGAUCACUAACUUGAAGCCAGAGACAUCAUAUUCAUUUGUGCUGACGAACAGAGGGAAUAGUGCUGGGGGUCUUCAGCACAGAGUGACAGCAAAAACUGCACCAGAUGUGCUUCGCACCAAGCCAGUCUUCAUUGGAAAGACCAACUUAGAUGGCAUGAUAACUGUGGAACUUCCAGAAGUACCUUCAAAUGAGAAUAUAAA